AUGGGAGCUAAAGAAGAAAACACCAGCCAGCAAGGACAAGACACAGGAAGAUUAGCAAUAGAACAUCAGGACUUUUACAAGAGCCACUCCUCCAAACAAGAGAUGAUGGCAGUUGUUGCAGUUGCCUUGCAGGAUCACAUAAUACACAGUCAUCAGCUCCAGGAUUUUUCAUUAGCACAUCCUUUUAAGUCAAGGGCAAGGAAUACCAAGAACCUUUACAAACCCAAGAACAAAGAAAUGGUCACAGCAGUGUCAGGUACUGGACUGAGAAAACAGAACUCUCACCACAAAACCAAGGAAGAUGCAGAAAAGGAGAACGUUCUUGAUCCCAGUCCUCCACUGCUAACAUUAGCCCAAAAAUUAGACCUAGCUGAGCCUGCUUCCUUGCCACCAGCUGCAGAAUGGGUGCAAGUAAAGCAGAGGUCUUGUGCAUGCCUGAAAGCCUUAGAAAAAUUAACAGGUAAGAAGUCUUGUCUUGUGUGUAAAAACAAGCAGUGUCAGUGGAGAAUAACACAUGAUGGGGCACACCUGUUUAAAACAAAGCACACUGCUAGGAAGCUUGUAAGAGGACUUUGGGAUCAUGUAGCAAAACAGGGAAGAGAAACACAAGUGCAAGCUCAGGGGGAUCAUGGAGGGCUCCUCUCUGGUGAGGAACACAUCUGUUCACCUUUGUUCCAUCAUACCCAUCUUCAGGCAUUGGAAGAGUUUUCCAUGGAAGAACAUAUUUGUCCUUUAUGUCACUCUUAUCAAGAGAACAUCCUCAGCUGUUGGAGAUCCUCUCUGGAUGUUGUCCUGGGGGGUCAUGGUUCUACUAAGAACCAGGCAGCAUUCUUGAGACAGCAAGAAGCUAUUCCAGCACAGUUGUCUGCACAGAAACAACUAGAACAACCUGAAUGA
Molecule: messenger RNA, 897 nt
Organism: Dryobates pubescens (Downy woodpecker)
Lineage: Eukaryota; Metazoa; Chordata; Aves; Piciformes; Picidae
Gene: RNF32
Product: ring finger protein 32
Source: RefSeq, a predicted model, not a curated record